Molecule: messenger RNA, 2251 nt
Organism: Morone saxatilis (striped sea-bass)
Lineage: Eukaryota; Metazoa; Chordata; Actinopteri; Moronidae
Gene: nkd1
Product: NKD inhibitor of WNT signaling pathway 1
Exons: 10
Coding region: 183-1532 (449 amino acids)
Biological process (GO): negative regulation of Wnt signaling pathway
Cellular component (GO): cytoplasm
Molecular function (GO): calcium ion binding
Source: RefSeq, a predicted model, not a curated record
UCGUCGGUGGCGGCGCUCAGGAUCAAAGGCUCGUUUGGCUCUCCAGUCAUACGGUCCUGUACUGAGCGCAGUCUGCUCUCGGUCUCUACGGACGCUCCUCUGUCUGGAUAUCCGAGCCUGUUCCUUUCUUUCUUUGGAUUAUAUUCUUCUGAUGGUUUUCAACUCCAACUCGAUGCAUAGAAAUGGGUAAACUGCACUCGAAACAUGCCGCGAUUUGUAAACCGAGGGAGAGCCCAGAAGGCGACAGUUUUGUAGUCAAUGCCUGUUUGGCGAGAAAGGGAAUCGACGACUGGCUCGUGAAGCAGAAAUACUACUGCACGAGCUCUCGCCUCGAGCAACGGGACUGUCACCACAAGAAUAACUGCGGUUUGACUGCACGGGACUCCAUGGACGAAGCAUGUGCAGAGGGGAUUGGUGAUGAACACUACCGUUUAGAAGUGGCUUUACCCCCAGAGAAGACAGACAGCUGCUGUGUGGAGGAGAAGAUGCAGGAGAGGGACAGCCAAUCUCCCGCAGGGCCGCAGAAACAGCUCCAGUUUGAAGAGUUGGAGUGUGCUGUGUCUGUGGAGGAGGAUAACAGGCAGGAGUGGACCUUCACCCUCUACGACUUUGACAACAACGGCAAAGUCACCAGAGAGGACAUCACCAGCCUGCUCCACACCAUCUAUGAGGUCGUGGAUGCCUCCGUCAACCAUUCUCCCAGCAGCAGCAAGACACUGAGGGUCAAGCUCUCGGUGGCUCCCGACUCCAGCCAGCGGUGGAGGAGUUGCACGCAGGGCGCGGCAGACAUGUCCCACCCCAGGGAGAAAAAUGACAAGUGCAUAGAAGACCCCAAGAGUGCAGACAAGAAGACUCGAGCACUCCUAAGGCGCCACCACAGUGACCACCACACCCAGCCGGGCUGCCAGCGCCACUGUGUGGAUGAGAACCUGGAACGCAGGAACCACUACUUGGACCUGGCAGGCAUCGAAAACUACACAUCCCGCUUCGGAGCCGCUCCCACCACAGAGCCCACGAAGGCCGAGCCUCAGACCCGCUCAUCCAACCAGACUCGCUCUCGCUCCCACGAACCGGAAAAUGGCCACUCCCAUUACCACCACCGCCGCUUGCAGACUGUUGUGGACGCUGUUGCUGCAGACAGCCUCCAUCCCGCCCCCCGUACGCGAGGCCAGGACUCAGGGAAACACGCCCUCCGAUCCCCUAAGACCCACAGCCGCACACCUCCUGCGCAGAUCAGUGGCAGGGUGAUGAGAAGCCGAGGUGCACCUCCUCCCCCGGCGCUACCGAGCCAGAUCCCCCCUCACCAGUCCACAGCCCCCUACCGCAAGCACAAGCAGCGGUCCAAGGAAAGCCAGGGCUACAGGGCCCUAGGUUCUCUGGCAGCUCCAGGACCAGUGGUAGAGAAAGAGCACGUGAGGGACCUGCCUAGCGUGCUGCUGUACGAGGGGGGGCUGGCACAAGUGGUGCAGCGGCAUGAGCAUCACCACCACCAUGAACACCAUCACCACUACCACCACUUUUACCAGUCCUGAAUUCUCACUUUGCCUGGGACAACUCCUGCAGCCCCAUAAACCCCAGCCAGGCCAGCAGACACUGCCGGGCUGCCUUACAGUGUGCAGUGCUGCAGUGGCUUUGUAGUGGACAUAGGACAUGGGUAGGAGAGGAGGAUCUUGGGAGGGGUGUCCCAGUGCUGGGAGGUUAUUAAUCAGUGUUAUAAAGAGGUUGGUCAGACAUACAAAAGCUCGGGUAUGCAGCAGGACAGUACGGCCAUGACUGAGGAUCACGGCUGGGGCUAGAGAGGAGGCACAGAGGGACAAUUAAAUUAACAACCCACACGUUCCUCUCCCCCCUGACCCUGUAAUCCUCUACCUGAUGAACUCUACGGCUCCAAACCAGCACCGCAACCUUUCCAGACCACUAAGCCAAAAGGUUUUUAAGGAAAAGGAGGGACGAGAGGAAGGAAGACUGUGAUGUAAAGAUGAAAAUAUAUGAAGGAAUAUAGGUGACAGGAGAGCAGGGCAUAGUGUGUAUGUGUUUUGUGUGCGUGUGUGUAAAACCAUGUGUGAAUGUGUGGGCGCAGCAAGAGUGUGUGUAUAAGUGUGUGUGUGUGUGAGUGUCACGACACUGGUGUCUGUUGAAAACCACUUGAAGUGCGCUCAUGGGUGCGUGAGUAUUUAAAGCAGGCUGUCAGGCAGGUUUUUGAAGAUGAAAAUGAAGAUUCUGAUUCAAGCACGCAAUACCCCGUAAGCAA